Messenger RNA from Filobasidium floriforme, 1765 nucleotides. RefSeq names its product pyridoxal phosphate-dependent transferase. The transcript has 8 exons. Gene Ontology annotation, biological process: carboxylic acid metabolic process. Gene Ontology annotation, molecular function: carboxy-lyase activity; pyridoxal phosphate binding. NCBI's taxonomy places the organism in Eukaryota, Fungi, Basidiomycota, Tremellomycetes, Filobasidiales, Filobasidiaceae. The record is from RefSeq and is a predicted model, not a curated record. The coding region runs from base 144 to 1754 and encodes 536 amino acids.
CACUCAGUUCACUCGAUGCAUCUUCAUCCGUCACUACCAUCAGCUGCAGAGGCUACUCAACCGGAACUGUCCAGCAAAAAGUUCCAAGCCCUGAACCCCAAAUCCGGUGCAGCCCAUCAGACACGUAGCAGACGCAGGAAGACAUGUCCACAUCGACGUUCGAGUCAUCGCUCGAUCUCGUCACAGACUUUCUCAUCGAGCGCAACCGCACCCUUCCAGACCUCCCUACUCGGCCCUCAAGAGAGUCAUUAGAUACCGCCCUCAAGGCUUUACCUACUUUUUUACCAGAAAGCGGAUGGGGCACUCAAAGAACAAUCGAGCACGUCUUGCAGAAUGUCGUGCCCGGCUUGUGGACCGGCCAUGCCGGGAAUAGGUACUUUGGGUUGGUCACGGGUGGCGUCACCGAAGGAGCGCAGUUGGGGGACAUGAUUGCGGGUUCACUGGACGAAAGCAUCCAGCUCAAUUUCCCUGAUAGCACCAUCGGAUUAGCCCUAGAAGAUCGGACGUGUGAUCUCGUUCUCGACCUGCUAGGAAUACCGCCCGAUACCUUUCGUGGUAGGACGAUCACAACCGGAGCCACUGCGAGCAAUAUCGUCGGUCUAGCUUGCGCCAGAGAUAGUCUCUUGUCAAACCACCCAGGCCUUCCCAGAGGCUGGAACGUAGCAGAAGAUGGCUUUCCUCCCCAAACCCUCCAUCCCUCGGGCGACCCGAUCCCUCCUGUCCGCGUAUUUUGCAGAAAAGCACACGGUUCGAUAAACAAGGCCGCAGCGGUCACCGGCAUCGGAAGGAGGAAUGUCGUUGAUAUUCCCCCUGGAACGGACGCGCUGAAGAUCGGCAUGGACGCUUACGUACUGGAAAGAGAGUUGAGGGAGACCAAGGGGAUGGGAAUAGGGUGCAUCGUGGUGGUCGGACUAGGGGAGGUCAAUACUGGUUUCUUUGCUCAGGACGUACAUCGCAUCGCCGACAUUUGCCAGAAAACUGGCGCUUGGUUGCACAUUGACGCAGCUUUCGGUGCUUUCGGCUCAUUACUGCCUGGGAACGAACAUCUGAGCAGCGAGAUGAUGCGAGCGGAUAGCUUGACAGUGGAUGCGCACAAGUGGCUCCACUGCCCUUACGACUGCGCCUUGCUCUACACCCGGACGUCGGACAGCCUCUCGAGGUCGUUCGGUCCCUCCCCUAAUACUGCCGGACCUGCCUACCUCGCCCCUUCGACGAUUUCCAAGGACGACAACGUCGCUGAAGAUGUACAGACACUGAGGGACUGGCACCAGUCACUCCCUAGUCCGCUGAAUUGCGGUAUAGAGAAUAGUCGCAGAAACAGGGCUCUACCGUUGUUCACGGCUUUGGUAGAGAACGGUCGAGAUGGCUAUGCAGAUAUCGUGCGGAGGAAUUGUGACUUCGCCAACUGCAUAGCCAAGUGGUUACAAGACGCGCAGGCAGGGGGAGAAUGGUACGAGCUCGUAAACGGCACCACAUCGCCAGGCGAAAGGACUGUACCGCUCAAUAUUGUCCUCUUCCGUGGCAAAGAAGGAUCGCGGUAUCCUCCUUCUGACCCUGGUUCAGCGGCUCGAUUGGUCAAGGCGAUCAAUGAGACGAGGAGAAUUUUUGUCACGAUCACGAGUUGGGACAGGGUGGGUGCCGUCAGAAUUGCUGUUUCGAAUUGGCGGACGGCCAAUGGUAAGAGCGGCGUAGAAGCGAGCUCCGAGCUUGCCGAGGUCAAGGCUGUCCUGACGCAGGUCAUGCGUGAGAUGUAAUCGCUGCCGAA